GAAGCAUGGGGCAACAGAGCACACCUCCGGUCGCGAUCAAGGCUGUCGCGCGUCUUCCUAUGGGUCUCCUGGCCUUGAACUCGUCGCAGGUUGCCUCAAUGGCCGCCGAACCGAUGUACCCUUGCUUGCGCGGGUACCUCCGCAAGCGCGGAAAGCUGCACACAGCGUUCAAGCAGCGGUCGUUUGCUCUCGCAGACCGCGUCUUGACGUAUUCGAAGCGCACGCUCUUUGGUAAGGACCAGAUCCGAGGCACGAUUCGUCUGGAUGCAGUCUCGAGCGUGCGACCAGCCACCGAGCGCACGCUGGAGCUCGUGACGCCCACGCGGACGUGGCACCUCCAAGCCGCAACUGACGCCGAGUACGAGGAGUGGGUCCGCGCGAUUUGUCACUCGGUGAGCUUUGACGUCGUCGACCGGUUCUACCGGCGCAUGCUGCAGCUCGCAGAAGUGAGUGACGCCGCGCUCAACGCUGUGCAACUCGUGGUGCUACCCAUGUACACGGUGGGCGAGACGAUCGAACACAUUUUCGAGUGCUACAAGUGCAAGCUCGGCCGUGUGCCGCUGCACCCGUACAAGCUCAAUGACUAUGUCCUUCUCGUUGACGGCCACGACUACUUGGCUGACUGGAGCCAAUACUUGGAUGGCCACCCGCACGUGCGAGCGUGCUGCACAACCAAGAAGACUCUCUGCCUCACAGUCGUUUCUGCGUCCGACGUGCAUGGCGACGUAGGGCCGAGUUGUGUGGGCUGGUUUUAGCAAGGGAUGCGCGCUGGCUUUAAGGCACGUUGUGUAAUGUACAUUGUCC
This is a messenger RNA of Saprolegnia parasitica CBS 223.65, 804 nucleotides long. RefSeq lists its product as hypothetical. The record is from RefSeq and is a predicted model, not a curated record. Lineage: Eukaryota; Oomycota; Saprolegniomycetes; Saprolegniales; Saprolegniaceae. The transcript has a single exon. The coding region runs from base 6 to 755 and encodes 249 amino acids.